AUGAUGGACAAGCCACCGCUCGUUUCCGAAGCGCGCAACCGCAGCUCGUCCAUGGACAGCACGUACGCGUGCCCCGCCUUCGCCGAGCUCGUCGCCGCGCCAAGCUCGAGCAGCAGCAGCGGCAGCAAGCGAUUUCGGUCGCGGACAUCGUCGUUCUCGCGCGAGAUGAGCGACGUCGACGU
Molecule: messenger RNA, 182 nt
Organism: Saprolegnia parasitica CBS 223.65
Lineage: Eukaryota; Oomycota; Saprolegniomycetes; Saprolegniales; Saprolegniaceae
Exons: 1
Source: RefSeq, a predicted model, not a curated record